AUGGGGUCUUGUACUCAGAAACUGAAAAAGGCAAACCAAGAAAAUUAAUAAAAAAAGCAAAUGUAAAAAACUUUACAGGCUCAUCAUUCAAAAAAUCAAUCAAUUCAAACUCAAGAAUCUGUUCAAGAGAAAAAAAAGAAAGAAAAGUUUUUGUAAACUGAUUAAUCUCUUAACAUUCAUAAUUUCAUUCUUAUUCAAACUUGUAAAUUGUCUAAAGUUUAUUCAAUUAUUUCAAAUAGCAAUAAGGAUAAUUUAGUUUAAAUCUAAAGCAAGACAUCAAAUGAAAAUAUAUAGAUUAUAUAGAACAAUUUGACUGGAAGAAUAAGAAUAAUGGAGACACUUAGAUUAGAUGAUAAAUAAACCAAACAAUAUAUAGAUAAUAUUAUUGCAAAUCCUUUAGUAUUUUUAAUAUAAAGAAUAUUAGUCACAUCCUAACAUUGCUUAAACACAUGAGAUGUAUUAAGACGAUGAAACUAUUCAUAUAAUACAUGAUUAUUGUAGUGGAGGAAGAUUAAGUACCUUAUCUAUCAAACAAGGUCAGGGUAUAAAUGAGCAUAUAGCAUUGAAAGUUUUGGUUCAGAUGAUAGAAUCAUUGAAUUAUUUACAUAUGAAAGGAUUUAAUCAUGGUCAUUUAACAUACAAUAGUUUUUCAAGAAUUGAUGAAUCAGAAAACUAUUUUAUUAAACUCACUGAUACAAAACCAAUUUAUAUAAAACCUUAGAUUACGUUUGAACAACUAUAAUUUUUGGCUCCAGAAAUAAUUGAUAAUGAUUAAGAUUAUUCAAUAGCUAGAGAUGUUUGGUCUAUAGGAAUGAUAUUUUAUAAACUUUUAACAGGCAAUUUACCAUAUUCAUCUACUUAAUCAAACAAAUUAAAAUCAGAAAUACGAAAAGGUAUAAUAUAAUAUACUGAAUUAUAAUUUGAUAAAAUCUCAUCAAGAUCAAAAGAAUUAUUAAAUAAAUUACUUUAAUUUAAUCCAUCAAUAAGAUCUGAUCUUAAUUCAAUCAUUAAAUCACCUAUGUAUAGAAAAUUAGUUUCUUAAACAAAAUAAAUUAGUCAAUAAUCUGUAAAUGCUUUAACUAAUAUUAAACCAGCCAAUGUUAUAUAAUCAUUGUUUUUAUAAUUUUUGGUUAGUUAAUUUUGUUAAAACUAAUAAAAUGAAAUUUAUUAAAUGUUCAACAAAUAUGAUUAAAAUGGAGAUGCUAAAUUAAAUAAAGCUGAAAUUUGUGAACUUUUAUUUUAAUAAUUAAGAUCUAAAGAAUAAGCAUAAAAACAUGUAGAUUUAAUAUUUUAAGCAAUUGAUACAGAUCAUAAUGGUACAAUUGAUUGUGAUGAAUUCAUUAGAUGUAUUGUUGAUAGAUAAGCUUUGAUAACUACUCCUAAUCUAAAAUCUAUAUUUAAAUUAUUGUCUAAUGGUAAAGGAUCAAUUCAUAAGAAAAGAUUUAUACAAUGUUUCUAGGUUGAUAAAAAAUAAGCUGAUGAGAUGUUUGCUUCAAUUACCAAAUCAAAGAGAAUCACUUUUAAAGUAUUUUCCAAAACCAUGAUGGAACUUGUUUGA
This is a messenger RNA of Paramecium pentaurelia, 1558 nucleotides long. NCBI's taxonomy places the organism in Eukaryota, Ciliophora, Oligohymenophorea, Peniculida, Parameciidae. The record is from the annotation of a GenBank genome assembly.